Messenger RNA from Zygosaccharomyces rouxii, 951 nucleotides. RefSeq names its product Dpi35p (gene DPI35). The coding region runs from base 1 to 951 and encodes 316 amino acids. NCBI's taxonomy places the organism in Eukaryota, Fungi, Ascomycota, Saccharomycetes, Saccharomycetales, Saccharomycetaceae. The record is from RefSeq and is a predicted model, not a curated record. The transcript has a single exon.
AUGAUGAUGAUCAAUAGAAUAUAUAGCUGUCAAAGAAACACACAAAGAUCGAUGACUUGGCCCAAACGGAUUCCUAUAAUUAGUUGGACUUCCAAGCUAAAACCUCCAGUACCGAAAGUGAUCACCUUCGAUGCCUACAACACUCUUUACUCGACAACUUUACCGGUAAUGGAACAGUAUGGUUUAGUGGGCAAAAAGUAUGGUAUUGAAGCAGAUCCACAGCAAUUGACUCAAAAUUUUGUAACGGUAUUCAAAGAAUUGAAAUCACAGCACCCAAAUUAUGGCAAGACUACUAGAAUUUCUGCAAACGACUGGUGGUGUCUAUUGAUCCAAGGCGUUUUCCAACCUUUGAGCCCACCAAGAGAGAUGGUUGAUGAAAUUCUAACCAGAUUCGAGGGAUCUGGGGCCUACGAAGUACUACCAGAUGUCAAAUCGUUUCUACAAAAGGUUAAAUCUCAAUACCCAGAUGUCAUCAUGGGUAUAGUAAGCAAUACUGAUCCUGUUAUGUAUACUCUGCUGAAGAACAUUGGACUCUAUGAGUACUUCCAAGGUCACAUCUACUUAUCCUACGACUUGGAAGUUAAGAAACCUGGAAAGGAGAUAUUUGAGAGAGCUCUCGAGGAUAUUGUUAGCAAGAAUCCAGAAUUGAAGCGUAUCUCCAACUUGGCAUCGAGAUGUUGGCACAUCGGCGAUGAAGAAGUUAAUGAUAUGUUAGCUGCAUCAAAUGUUGGAUGGAAUGGUAUACUUUUGGAUAGGGUUAACAAGUAUGGAUACUUAUCAGAAUCAUUCGAUAAAGUACAAAGAACUGAACACCAUCUUUCCAUAGAUAAGAUCGACGGUAACUCUGAAGAAGUUUACCGACAAAGUAUUUCACAAACUGACAUCGUACAGGCGAGUGAAAGAACUUUUAUAGCUUCAAAUUUUGAGUCCUUGAAAAGGAUGUUGUUAUAG